Colletotrichum costaricense is the source of this 6507-nucleotide messenger RNA. RefSeq lists its product as uncharacterized. NCBI's taxonomy places the organism in Eukaryota, Fungi, Ascomycota, Sordariomycetes, Glomerellales, Glomerellaceae. The transcript is spliced from 3 exons. Bases 1 to 6507 code for a protein of 2168 amino acids. The record is from RefSeq and is a predicted model, not a curated record.
AUGGCAUAUCGAGUCGACAGCUACCACAUUAACAUAGGGGUAGGGGACGCGGCUAUUCAUGUCCUAGCCAAGCCAAACAUCAACAACCCAGCAAUCUUGCCUGAGUGUGUCAAGGUGGUCUGGAUCGACGCAGGAAAGAGAGGGGGCAGCAGCAAAGUUAUCACCACCUUAGAAAACAUCAAACCCCUGUAUCAGGCUCGCGCAGGUGGUUUCAAAAUUGAUGUUGUCAUCGUCACACACUGGGAUGGUGACCACUAUGGCGGCUUCAACUCGUUCAUGGAACAGACUGCUAUGGUCGAAACCUACUUCCGUUUUGGCGUCGACACACCCCGAACCAAAUUCCUGACAUCGGCAUGGAUGAUUGAUAAAUGUUCAGGGUUUGUGAAGGGUGUCAGAGGCAACGAUGGCACGUUGAAAUUCAGAAAUAUUGUGGUUGCUGAUGUUUACUACGGAACAAGCCUGCUAGGCGCCGACAUAUUUUCAGACACAGAUCUGGAGAAGGACUGGCCUGGUCAGCUGACUCCAGGUUCUGUAACGAAUAUCGACGUCUUAACUCAGGCCAUGGCUGGUGGAGGACGACCUGCCAUGUUCUGCGUUGCCAUUGAGGGGAAACUGAUCGGUCCUUCAUCAAAUCAGACUGGAGUCGCGGCUGGGAUCAUGUGGCCAGAUAAAGUGACUUUGACGAACGAGGCUUCCCUCGCGGCCGUCAUUGCCUGGCCUAACGGCAGAGUUUCGCAUUACUUCGCAGGCGACUUGAACGCAGCAGCAGAGUCUGCCCUCGUUGCAUGGCUCAGACCAGCCUGGGACAGCGGUGGACGCAUUCCUUCCAUGAAAUAUUGGGAGCUACUCAUGUACAUUGCAUGCUAUUUUGCAAAGUCCAAGGCAGAUCGCGGUCCUCUUUUAUUGACAUGCUAUCCUCGGUGGAUGGAAAGUGAUUGGGUUGUAAAAGUCACACAAUUCAAUCUAUGGUACUUUGGUACCGAAGCGGACAAGGUCAAAGACGCUGAUCGGCGGGACAAGAUCGCGAAAUACACCGCAAUAAUGGACGCGGAGAAUUUCCGGCCCUGGCACGAUUUGAAAGCCAGACUGAAGACAGCAGGCUUCUCUUUGAACAAAGCUUUUGCAGAACUCUUAACUGUUCUCACCACCCACGUCGGCAGUAUAUUUGCCCAUCCGAACAUUGACUCGAAUUUGAUCCGAGGCGAAAAUGCGCUCAUAUAUCUCAAAGUAGAGUCGGUCGAAAAUGCUGAGAUGGACGGACGCAGAUCUUCCUACUAUAUCGAGGAUGAGGACAUAAAAAUGUACGAUGAUCCAGACCGCAAUCCCACGCUCUCAGCACCGAAAGUUAGGGAUCUGGGCAUUUACUCACGUACUCGGCGGAAAACGGGAGCUUCGAUUCGUUUGAAGCUGCUGAGUUUGAAAGCGGAUAUGAAGCCAAUUAAAAAGAAGGCGGUUGUGGUGGCAUUGAAGAACAAGAAGAAAAAGCCCAAAGGGACAAUUGGGAUCUUUGCUCAAAUGGCAAGCAGACCUCUGCCUUUGUUGAGCUCAACAUUCAUAUCUACCAUGGCCUUAGACGACAAUAUCCCCACUGCUAUGGCUGAGGCGACAUCUUCCUCUGGAUUCACCAUUAUAGCAAGCACAAACGAUCUAGCGGUCUCUGCAAACGAAGGUAUCAAGUUACAGGAUGCAGAUGAACUAGACAACUUCGUUUCGAUGCUACGGACCGCAUCGAUCAGUCUGGAGAAGAGACCGACAGCCGAACCAGUCUCCUUGAAGGCCACAGACAGCAUCAUGUUGUGGAUGAAGAUUACUCUUCAAGCAACAGACAUGAAGUUGACAGGCGAAGAUUUCCGCAACCUCUCCAUCAUCACCUCCCAUAACAUCACCUUUGAUACUGCAUGUGCAGCAGGGGCUCUGAAGCUCGACUCGGGACCUGGAAAACUUCGUCCUGAUGGUCUACUGCCCGAGUUCAGCCACACUGUCAUGGUUUUUGGGCUUGUCAAACCAGUGUCCCCUUCUAUCUGGUCAUUCAAAGAGAUAUGUGAUUAUCAGACACAGUUGUGCCCAGGAGCCACUGUCAACAAAGCAGGUGGCCUCGAUAUCAUCAAAACAGCCUUCGGAACGACACAAUGGAUCCUAAGCGCCGAAGAUGGCAACCGCAGUGCUGUUUGGUUUGCCCCUGAUGUCAAUUACAACACAAGUCUACGCUUGGAGUUUACGCCCAGUGACAGUAUAUCAGACAGCUUCAACUCUCUCAUGAGGGACUUUUGGCCGCCGUCUAUCAAGUUGGAAAUUCAACAACCCACACUGAUUGCUCGCUGCGAAUCAUGGAUCGGGACAGACUUUUUGGAGAACGGCCAAACAACUACCAACGUCAAAGUUCUCUCCCGCACCGGUUUGAUGAUUACGGCGUUGCUAGUCACCAAGAUCGAAGACGCCGAUCUUAAACUGCAAGUAAGCUUAGCACUGGACAAUUCGACAGGCAUAACUUUCACCGUCACCUCUCAGGACAAGUCCAAUGAUGUGAAGAAGUUUGGACAAGCUCUAAUUGACAAGAUCUCGGGUGUCGACUUACCGAAGCUGGACCGGGCCGUUCCUCAGGAGAUAACCAAAUCUGGAAACGACGUGGAUGACCAAAGCCGUGUUAUGUUCCGCCAGCUACAGGUUUUUCUAACCGACAGAGGCAAAUUCAGCGGGAUCAAGCUAGGGAUCGAAGUAGAUGCUGCGCUCGGAAGGGAGGCCAAUGAUGAGAACCUCGACCAUAUCUCCAUUUAUCUAGAGGGAGGUUAUCGUGUGGGCAGAACAGGAGGAUUUUACUUGUCAGGCAAACUAUGGUUUCCGAUCGACCUAGGGCCAGACCUUCGUGAAGCCGCCUUCAGCGACUGGGAGAAAUCAACCAGUCUCCAGAUCCUCACGCCCAAACCUGCGGCAUGCCUGUCGUUGAAGAGUUUGCUUCCAGACGCACUCGAUUUGGACAACUUUCCUUCCAACAUCCCACAGUUCGUCACAAAUGCUCAAUUCCGUGUGGCUUCCAAGUACGUUUCUGUCUCUGCGACGAUAGAAGCCUGUGAAUCUUACCAGGAUCCCGGAGGAGCUGCGAACCUCCCAUCCUUGAAUUUCGAGGAGGUGUCACUGAGUGCGACAUGGGACCAUGGAGCCAUCGAUGUGAACCUCGAGUUCCGCAUAACUCUCACUGGCCCGGAUGACUUGGGACCCCGACCAACUUGCACGAAUGAGCUAGUGGGAUUCCUUUCAUAUUCAAGGUCAAGCCCCAAUGCUGGAGCUAAUGCUUCUGCGGACUGGUCCAUAUCGGGCUCGAUUCAAGAACUGAGUCUCGGUCUGCUCUACGAAUACUUUACGGAAGAGUCACGGGACGUUCUGUACGACAUUCUAAAGGAGAUUCAGCUCCAGGAUGUAUUGGUCGGGUACAGCUCUCAAGACAAUGUGCGCACAUUCGAAGCUCGAGGAACAAUCUUGAUUGCGGGCAGUGUUGAGAUUAGCCUGAGCUAUAUCAGAAAGGCAGCCAAGGACGCUGCUAAGCGCGAUUGGACUUUUGAAGCAAAAAUCGCCAAGAAAAUCGAGCACAAAGUCUCACUCAGAGAUGUGGGACGCGCCAUUUUCGGGCCUGACAGCACAUUCAUCAACGGGCUUCCGUCCUUCCUGGGAGAUGCCGAAGUUCUGAGUCCCGAUACCCCUCCAGUCUUUUCUUUUCACCUUGAACCAGGGACUACGGGUGAAACGGGUGAAGUCCAGUUCAAGCUUGAGCUCGGGAUUGGGAAAGUGAAAGCCACAUUCGUGCAGUUGCAUGAUCCGACGAGAAUAGCUGCGAAGCAAGGACCGAUCCGAUACUUUCAACUCACCUAUACUGGUCUCAAAGUACCCGACGAGAUUCCUCUACCAACAACAUUCAGCGUUCCCUUUGAUGAAAUGCGAUUCUUCUGGGUCAAUGCCGCUCUGGAAUUCCCUGCUCAAGUCAAUGCUGUCAACGCGUUAUUGCAACCCAGCGUACCAGCAGCCAAGAGUCCACAAGGUGGGAAACCGACAGGUCUCGCUGAGGGAUUUCACUUUGCUCUCGCAGCCAAAGGUCAAAUGAUCCUAGACUACCCUGUCGGGAAAACGGCUCAGAAGAAGUCACCUGAUGGAACUGGCGCCACGCCGCCGGAUCCAAAGAAGGGGGAUCCUCCUCUUGGUCCGGACGUAGCUAAGAGCGCCAAAGCACCAUUCAAGAACACGCAAGGCCCGCUUACCAUCAGUCAAGUAAGUUUUGAAUAUUCAAAGAAUUUCCUGGGCGUUCAGUUCGACGCUACAUUCUCAAUGGGUCCAUUGGCCUUUGCCGUGUUUGGAUUCAAGCUUAGCAUGAAUUUCCAAAACGGCAUCAAUAUUCAGAAUAUCGACGUGAAAGAUAUUUCCGUUUCCGUUGCUGGAUUGGCUGCUUCAUUUGACAAGCCACCACUGAAGAUUGAGGGAGGUCUGAUCCAUCAGGAAGAUGUCGAGCGUGAACUCUACGUCGGCGGUAUAACCAUUGGAUUUGUCCCGUGGUUGUUCCAAGCCGCGGGUUUCUAUGGUCGAAAGAAGAAGAACAAGAUCACAGGAUUGGGCGAUGAUUACAUGAGUGCGUUCGUCUAUGCAAUACUCCGAGGACCUCUCAUCACCUUGGAAUUCGCAACCAUUUCAGGCAUCACGGGUGGAUUCGGCUACAAUGUGGGCAUAAACAUCCCAGACAUCAAAGACAUUCCGCGGUACCCCUUGAUAGCGCCAGCUUCAGCCGAUUCAACCAUCGUCGACACGCUCACAAACCUUCUUCAGCCACCCGGCGGGGGAACGCCGUGGUUCUUCCAGGAGAAGGAUGCAAUGUGGCUCGCCGCGGGGCUGACUGUGUCAGCCUUUGAGAUGCUGGAUGUGACGGCUGUACUCAUUGCGCAAUGGAGCCCCCGCCUACAAUUCCACAUUCUUGGUCUGGCGUCUGCAGAUAUCCCCAACGCAAAGUCCCCGUACAAGUUCGCUCGAGUAGAGUUGGGCUUCAAAGCCAGUCUGGAUCCGGACGCAGGCCGCUUUAGUGUUGAAGCACAGCUAUCGCCCAACUCUUAUAUUCUCGAUCCUAGCUGUCACCUGACUGGCGGUUUUGCGUUAUACUAUUGGUUUUCUGGCCCGAAUAAAGGAGACUUCGUCUUUACCAUCGGUGGAUAUCAUCGCGCAUAUGAAGUGCCCACCAUAUAUCCGAAGAACAUUCCCCGGCUCGGCGUCAACUGGGCAUUGGGAAGUAACCUGAGUGUGACAGGCGAGGCAUACUUUGCGAUUACGCCCAAGGUCUGUAUGGGUGGGUUGCAUAUUAACGUAACUCUCUCCAUGGGUCGAUUGCGAGCCUGGUUUGAUGCUUAUGCAGAUUUCCUCAUGAACUUCGCACCAUUCAACUUCCAGGCAGUAGGACACGUCAGUGUUGGCGUUUCUUUUGACAUGGAAGUGUGGUUCAUUCAUGUGCACAUCGCCAUUGAGAUCGGGGCUACGCUUUACAUUCAAGGUCCACCUGUACGUGGCAAGGUGCACGUCGACUUUUGGGUGUUUGGAUUCGAUGUCGAAUUCGGUUCCUCACAAUCCGCCAAUGAAGAAACACUUGACCUGAGUCGCUUCUAUAAACUAGUCCUCGAAUCUGACUCCAAGAUGGCGCAGUCCGUUGCCACGCCGCCUCACGUUUACCUAUGCCUGUCCGGAUUGCUCGGCGACAGGGACGGCCCGGGCAAAGCGUUCAACGCACCAUGGAGUGUCAGAGGAGGGCCACUCAAGUUUAGCAUCGAAGCCAAGUUCGCCAUGGACUGUGCAUUGAUCAAUGGCAAAGGUUGCAAACCGCUUCCAGAGGAAAAGCACGAGAUCUUUGCUAAGCCUAUGAACCUCAAGAAAGCGCUGACAUCUACACUGCAUGUUUCAAUUAAGCAUGUGGAUAGUGAAGAGGAGAGAAAGGAUUGGCGACUCAGACCUGCUUUCAAGGCAGUUCCGAAUGUCAUUUGGGGAGCGUAUGAUGAAGCUUCGGAUCCUAACCAUGGAUCUGGUAACAACUCCAUCGGUUCCCUUCUGAACGGAUCUGAUUCUUUUGUCUCGCUCAUGAUGGGUGUGGAGCUUCAAUCUCCAGUACCACAUGUGUCAAAGGAUUCCUUAUUGCCCUUCGAUGUCGAAUCAGCCAUGGUUAGCAACGUGAACCCCCCAGGCAAAGAUGCCGGCGAGCCUGAUGAGAUAAACUGGCCGUUAUUUCCUACAUCAGAGCACCAGGAUGAUCGUUGGACACCCGCCCAGAGUCUCCCGAAUCCGAACCUCGUGAAAGAUCAGCCAAAACAACAAUGGGAUGCGGUGGAAAAGUGUUGGUCAGCAGUCGAUGCAAAAUCACUCGUCGGAGUAGUAAAUACGUGGUCCGAUUUCCUUGGAUGGGAGAGGGAUGUGGUCCCUGCUAAGAAACCAGAAUUCUUGAUACGCCGGGUUUCAGAGAGGUAUCUGGAGGCGCCGCAUAUUUGUUGCUAA